UCACACGCAGACAUCUUUAAAAUGCUAACCUUGUUCAAGGCACCAAUUCAAGGUAGAAGACGAUAUCCGCUCUGAAGCAGAAGAAAAGGUAAUUCUGAAUGUCUGGAAGAAACCGGAUUCACAGAGAUAUCCGAGACAGCUAUCAUGAUCAUCGUGAUUUACCUCCGGAGAGACCUUUUCUCCGAGGCCCUCCAUUGUUACAACCUCCACCACCAUCUUUGUUAGAAGAUCUUCAGAUACAGGAGGGUGAAAUCAGAAGGCAGGAUGCUGAAAUCAGAAGGCUUUUGAGUGAUAAUCAUGGACUAGCUGACGACCGAAUGGUUCUGGAGAGAGAACUCGUUGCUGCUAAAGAAGAGCUUCACCGAAUGAAUCUGAUGAUUUCUGAUCUUCGUGCUGAGCAAGAUCUGCAAUUGAGGGAGUUUAGUGAGAAAAGGCAUAAACUUGAGGGGGAUGUUCGCGCUAUGGAGUCGUAUAAGAAGGAGGCUUCACAGUUGCGUGGUGAAGUUCAGAAGCUGGAUGAGAUUAAACGUGAAUUAAGUGGAAAUGUUCAGUUGCUUAGGAAAGAUUUGGCUAAAUUGCAAUCAGAUAACAAGCAGAUUCCUGGUAUGAGAGCUGAGGUUAAAGACCUGCAGAAGGAGCUUAUGCAUGCUAGAGAUGCAAUUGAAUAUGAGAAGAAGGAAAAGUUUGAGCUUAUGGAGCAGCGGCAGACAAUGGAAAAGAACAUGGUUUCUAUGGCGCGUGAAGUUGAAAAGCUACGCGCAGAACUUGCUACUGUUGAUAGUAGGCCGUGGGGUUUUGGUGGAUCGUAUGGGAUGAAUUACAACAAUAUGGACGGCACUUUCCGUGGCUCGUAUGGCGAAAACGAUACUUAUUUGGGAUCUUCGGAAAGGAGUCAAUAUUACAGCCAUGGGUCUGGCUCGCAGAAGAAACCUCGUUUGGAUCGUCAUUGAAAUCUAAAAUGAUCUGUGGAAAAAGAAUGAGGUGACGACUAAAUAGCCCACUUCUCAAUACUCCUCUGGUUGUUUGUGGGUAUGCAUCUACUCUAAAUCUAAAUGUUAGUUCUUCUGCUUUUUUAAUAAGGCGUUAUAGUUAUGUAACUUAGAUGGCUUUUUUUCUUUCUUUCUUUUUAGCCAAGCUUAGAUGGCUAAUCUAUUUCGUAUGUUUCAAUAAUUUGACGAUUUGGUUCUUCUUGCUUGCUAUUAAUUGUGUUCUAUUAUCC
Arabidopsis thaliana (thale cress) is the source of this 1219-nucleotide messenger RNA. Its product is annotated as DNA double-strand break repair protein. The record is from RefSeq and is marked reviewed. Lineage: Eukaryota; Viridiplantae; Streptophyta; Magnoliopsida; Brassicales; Brassicaceae. Bases 99 to 950 code for a protein of 283 amino acids. The transcript is spliced from 5 exons.